ACCUCUGUCUCAUACAGCGCUCCAACACACUUCAUUAUACUAUCUUCUAAGCUUUGCAGUUAAUGCCAAUUUCCGUUCCAAAUACUGACGGCGCAUCAAGGGUUGCGGUUGCUGGGGGGUACGUUACUGAAAAGGGCAACAAGGCAUACCACAGCAGAAAGAAGCCUAAAGGCUUCGCGAAGAAGUUAACUAUUUCAAAAGAUAGGACCGAGGAAAGUGGAUUCAUCUCAGAAGGGUUGGCUUUGUCUGUCAAGCCAAGGUCAGUCCGUUUUACAGAGCAACUCGAAACAAUCAGCCGACUCCACAAUACGACACAGAAGCGGCUCUGGAUCGUGGAAUGGAUAACUUCUCACAAUUUCAAAAACUCAGCUCCCCCUGCAGACAACAGUGAUUUCCCUAUCCCUAUUGACGCCUAUCAAGCCCCGACGGACGACAUCGACAGUAUGGAGUCGCCUCCUAGGCGCGUAGAUGAUGAGAAUAGCGAGGAUCUGGGCAUAAAAUCUCUCCAAUCUCCCCCAUCUCCAAUAGUUGAAAUCAGAAUCGCCAACGCCGCCCCAAGCGACGGUAAGGCUAGAGCUGAAGUGGACGAUCAGUCUGUCACACUACUAUUACAUCUACCCCGACAUACACGAAUGGGACUAGCAUCAGCCUCAGGAAAGGCUCAUGAUGAAAGUGGUUAUUUCCGAAACGUAUUCGAGCAGGAUGCGGUAUCGAAUAUUCUUGAAGAGGCUGCAGAGGAGAGUUCUACUCCCAACGCAGAAGAUGACCAUGACGUUACUUCACACCACCAGCCCUCUAGGGCCUUUACGACUCUAUAUCGAGACCGUAAGAACAGGAUAUAUAGUUGUCCCCCAGAAUGGAUGGUCCAGGACUCCCAGCGUUACCUCUCUUUUGAUGAUCCAGUUGAUUUGGAGAGUUAUAUCGAAGAGAAUAACCAAAUCUUUUUUAUCAUUAUGAAAGAUUAUGAUUAUGAUGGUCAGACAAAGGUACCCACAGUGCCAGUGUCUUCAAGCGAGUCUAUUCUGUUUACGUCCUUCGAAUUAGUGGAUGCGCUCAACAAGUUCACUGGGAAGUUUCCUGGGUUCGAUUCAGAGUUCGCGUCAUUCAUGAUUGACAACGAGGUUCACGCGCCCUAUCUCUUUGCCUACUAUCUGUGGCCAGAAUUAGAGUCAAAGCGGUUAGAACUCGACGAAAAGGACGAUCGCCUUCUCAGCGUUCUCUUCAGCUACAUCAACGAAUUCUACGGCACAGAGUACGACGAUGCUGCGCAACACAUAGCGAGAGGAGUGGUUUGCGGAAGGCAUCUCAAGUAUUUGGUGAGGACUGGAAGUUUACUAGUAAGAAACAGCAGGCGUGGGCCUCCGUCCGCUUUUGAAGUCAUGAACGAUAUACGAAGCGAAGGAGAGCAAACAAUCUUUGAUGAUAUCUACGAUGAUAACCGAGAAAUUCACAGAGAUGGCGAGACAGCUCACUUUUACUCGGUCUUCGGUUGGCGACUUACGUUUGACGGGAAAUUCCAUCGCGAAACAAUGACACUGGAUAUUCGCAUGUUUGGAGAGGCCCCAGUUCCAAUCUCGAAUUUGGACUUCUAUCCGUUGAAGUAUGCCCCUGAAAGAGUCAAGAACAUCCUCUGCCGUCGAGGGACGAUAUUCUGGCAAUGCCGAAAUAGAUGCUUAGUCUCAUAUAAGGCACCUGGGGCGCUGGAACCUCAUACAGAAGACCGUUUCAUGGUGGAUUACAAGAUGUAUCAAAAGAUUCACGGAGAUGACCGAAUCCUUCCUCGAAUCCGUGCCGAAAGUGUUAUAACUCCUGCAAUGAUGGUAAAAGAUACCCCACCGGAAGGCAAUUGGAUAUACCUUUUCCCUUCAAAAACUGUCGGCUUCAGUCUUAGACAAAAGAAUUGGGUUGAUAUCUUAGUCGACUGCCUAGAAAGUGUUGCGUGGAAUAAACGUGCUUUCGACAAUCUCGUCAUAGAGCCAGACAUAAAAGUGCUCGUAAGGGCUCUGAUCACGAGCCGGAUCAAAAGUGACGAAGGAACGGACUUGAUACGAGGGAAGGGUAAUGGACUGAUACUGUUACUUCACGGGUCGCCUGGCACAGGUAAAACGUUUACCGCUGAAAGCGUCGCGGAGAUGGCCGAGAAGCCGCUGUACAGAGUUACCUGUGGCGAUAUUGGUACAGAUCCCGAAGAAGCUGAAAAGUACCUCGAGUCCGUCCUAGAACUGGGAACGGUCUGGGACUGCGUCGUGCUCCUUGAUGAGGCAGACGUAUUUCUUGAAGAGCGGAGCCUCACAGAUCUUGCGAGAAACGCUCUAGUUUCGGGAAUCCUCAUCUUGACAUCUAACCGCGUCGGGACAUUUGACCAAGCCUUCAAAUCGCGCAUCCAACUGGCUCUGCACUACCCGGCCCUCACCAAAGCGCAGCGUCGCAAGAUAUGGCGUAACUUUAUCAACCGCCUCAAAGACAUUAGCUCGGAGUCAAAUUCACUGUCUGUUGACUUUGACGAUCUGGCCGACCACCUCGAUGAACUCGCUUCCGAGGAUAUGAAUGGUAGGGAAAUAAGGAAUGCGAUUACAACAGCGAGACAGUUUGCUAAGUUUGAAGAGAAAGAGCUAGGAUAUGAACAGUUGAAGUAUGUAAUUGGUGUUGCAGGGAAAUUUGAGAGUUACAUUCGUGGUCUCAACUUCGGAAGAACGUUUGAGCAAGUCGCAAGGGAGGAUGGAUUAAGAUAGUAGUACAUAUGCAAGACUUUCAAUCUCAUAGGAUGUAAUCAACCCGAGCCCAACUGAAAUAAUUUAGUGAUACC
Molecule: messenger RNA, 2806 nt
Organism: Cucurbitaria berberidis CBS 394.84
Lineage: Eukaryota; Fungi; Ascomycota; Dothideomycetes; Pleosporales; Cucurbitariaceae
Exons: 10
Coding region: 63-2732 (889 amino acids)
Molecular function (GO): ATP hydrolysis activity; ATP binding
Source: RefSeq, a predicted model, not a curated record